UGGUUACAAUUCACUUAAAAUUUUCUUUAAGCCGAAUUAGAUACUUAAGGAGUCCAUAUAUAUGUUUCUAAUUUUUACAACUACAAUGGACCAUUGAGAAAUAUGGGCAGUCUAGUCGGAAAUCAGUUUCGACUGUUUGACCUACCAUUCUAUUUUCGCGCCAACUCAUAUCAUCAUCUUCAUAAUGAAACCCGUCCUAAAACCAGAACAAAUCCCAGAAAGUAUUUGAAAUUAUUAGCUAAACUUGAUGAUUCUUCAACACCCACGAAUUCCAAGCAAGAAGUAAAUCUAUCAGUCCUCCGCUUUACUUUCGGAAUUCCUGGAUUUGAUGAAUCUUAUUUGCCCAGAUGGAUUGGCUAUGCUUUUGGAUCUUUAAUUAUUUUGAACCAUUUUGUUGGUUCAAAAUCUCCAGUAACUUCAGCUCAGCUUGUAUCAGAAGCUUUGGGUCUUUCUCUGGCAGGCUUUUCUGUUACACUUCCAUACUUGGGAAGGUUUCUCAAGGGAGCAACACCGGAGGAGCUAACAAAUCUCCCUCAACGUGCUCAACAAACUUUUGUAAUGUCCCAAAAUGUUUCAGAUACCCUCAAGGAGGAUCUUGCUUGGACGACAUAUAUUUUACUACGUAAUACAAAGUCUAUCUCAGUACUUAUAGCUUUGCAAGAUGUGAUAUGUGUACGUGGCUAUUGGAACUUACCAGAAAAUUUAUCCAAGGAUGAUAUUCUUAAUUGGUUUAUGGAUAAAAUAAAGAAACGUGGACUGUCAGAUGUGGACGAGACACUCUAUUUUUCUCAAGGCACAGGUUCAGUACUGGAGGAGGCUAUUCCUGAGGAGACUGGUUCUAUUUUAAUACAGCCACUUCGCUCUACAAAUCCAAAGAGUGAGGGAAAGGAGAACGUUGUAGGAUUUGUGCUUGUAGGUUCAAGUAUAAGCUACGCUUAUGAUGAAAAAGAUGUCUUGUGGAUAAAAGCCAUAGCCAACAAAUUAAAAGGUUAGGCGAUAAGCAUAGGUUCUGAAAUAUCAUAGUUCUUGUGUGUCAGGCCACCAGAUUAAAAUGUAGUCUGCAAUUUUCUUAUUUUAGUGACUUUGUGAAUGACUUGCAUUAUAGUGUGUUACCUUGUGAUAUAUAUGCUGCAUAUUCUUUUUGAUUGAUUA
Messenger RNA from Amaranthus tricolor (Joseph's coat), 1152 nucleotides. RefSeq names its product protein COFACTOR ASSEMBLY OF COMPLEX C SUBUNIT B CCB2, chloroplastic. Gene Ontology annotation, biological process: cytochrome b6f complex assembly. The transcript is spliced from 6 exons. Bases 103 to 993 code for a protein of 296 amino acids. The record is from RefSeq and is a predicted model, not a curated record. NCBI's taxonomy places the organism in Eukaryota, Viridiplantae, Streptophyta, Magnoliopsida, Caryophyllales, Amaranthaceae.